This is a messenger RNA of Indicator indicator, 1458 nucleotides long. RefSeq names its product family with sequence similarity 13 member C (gene FAM13C). The record is from RefSeq and is a predicted model, not a curated record. NCBI's taxonomy places the organism in Eukaryota, Metazoa, Chordata, Aves, Piciformes, Indicatoridae. The coding region runs from base 1 to 1458 and encodes 485 amino acids. The transcript is spliced from 12 exons.
AUGUUUUCUUGUUUCUGUUUCAGCAUUCAGGAUAAUUCCUUCAACACGACAGCUUUAGCAGAGUGUGACGGGGAUUCAGACUCUGUAUAUGAAGAUCAAGCAGGCAGCUCCAGCUCCAGAGAUGAUGAAAACAAAGAAAAUUAUCCAGACAACACUGCUGUCUUAGAGGAAAGGCCUUGGCAAGAUACUCAGCAGCACAAGCAACAGACUGUAAUUGACUACAUUCUAAAGCCUGAAAUGGGAAACUUAAAGCUAAGAAAACCUAAGCCCAUUGCAAAGCUAGAAAAUGGAAAAAGCCACGAGGAAAGCCAGGAGCUGGAAAGUGCAUUGCCUGGCCUCUCAGAGCAGCAGGGGAAAGCUGGAUCAUCAGCUAAUGACUGCACACAGAACAUGGCUUUAAAAUGCCAGGAAGCAGUUGUAAGAUUGCAACCAGGGAUAAACCAGAACACAGGCAUUUCACCCAAAGAAGCAGCUGAACAACUUAGUAUCUUAAAUGAGGAAGAAACUCCUCAGCUGCCGGCACCCAAGGACCCAGCCCCUUCAUCAGUCCAAACCAGUGCACAAGCUGAUGGGGCUAGUUGUGGAGAGCCUGUGCCAGCCAACAGGGACUGGCAGAAUGACAUGGACAGCAGCCCACAAGAACAUCACUCCCUAGGGACCAGUCGACUGCUGUAUCACAUUACAGAUGGAGACAAUCCUCUUUUGUCACCACGCUGCUCUAUCUUUAGCCAAAGCCAGAGAUUUAAUCUAGACACAGAGUCUGCCCCUUCUCCACCAAGUGCUCAACCUUUCAUGAUGUCAAGAAGUUCUUCUAGAUGUAACUGUGAAGAGUGCAAGGAGCCACAAACAGUAGCACAACUUACCAAGCAUCUUCAGAGUCUCAAGAGAAAAAUUAGGAAGUAUGAAGAAAAGUUUGAGCAAGAAAAAAAAUACCUGGUAACUAAGCCAGAGAAGAGUCUCAUGAAACCUCUUUAUGACAGAUACAGAAUUAUCAAGAAGCUGCUUGCAGCUCCAUCUCUGAUCACAACAAUUCAGGAGGAGGAAGAUUCAGAUGAAGACCAUUCUCAAAGUAGCCAUGUGUUCUCAUCUGGUCCGAUAUCUUGCCUCCCUGUGGAGGAACACUUGUGUUACUCUCAGGAGGAGACUGAGCCUCCAUAUGUUUCACCUCUGGAUGAAAAGAAAGUUUUCAAGCAAACGGCCUUGUCCAUGUCCAACUUGCACGAGGCAACAAUGCCUGUUCUGCUUGAACAUCUCAGAGAAACAAGAGCAGAUAAGAAAAGGCUUCGCAAAGCUCUGAGAGAGUUUGAGGAACACUUCUACAAACAGACAGGAAGGAGUCCACAAAAAGAAGACCGGGUGCCUAUGGCUGAGGAAUACUCUGAGUACAAGCACACAAAAGCCAAAAUCAGGCUCUUGGAGGUUCUCAUCAGUAAGCAUGACAUUUCCAAAACAAUUUGA